This is a messenger RNA of Penicillium macrosclerotiorum, 192 nucleotides long. RefSeq lists its product as uncharacterized. The coding region runs from base 1 to 192 and encodes 63 amino acids. The record is from RefSeq and is a predicted model, not a curated record. NCBI's taxonomy places the organism in Eukaryota, Fungi, Ascomycota, Eurotiomycetes, Eurotiales, Aspergillaceae. The transcript has 2 exons.
AUGGGCUGGCGCGAUAGCCUUGAGGCGGCCCAUUCGCCAUACUCGAACAUACCAGAUCAGGUCCUUGCGGCGGUAGAGAGGAAGCUCACAAUCGUGGCGUGGGUACAUCGGACGAUUGCCGAGAAGGCAAAGGUCCCCUGUAUAUGCAAGGGGGAGGUUGCCAAGGCAUGGUAUGACGUCUGCCUGGUCUGA